AUGAGUCCUCCCUCAGUUUACGGUCCCACGAGCGCGGUGCUCCCAAGCUCCGACAUUGCUGGUAGUCCACUCAUGGAGUCUUCCGCAUCUCCCUUAUCGGACUGGGACAAUGACGACAGUACUAUCAAGACAGUCGACGAGCUGGUGCGGCGGCGCGCCAGGGCCCAUCCCAAUAGGGUUAUUGUAUCGUACCCGUCGUCUGGUAUCACCUACGUCGAUUACACCAUGAGACAGCUGGAUGUUUUUGCCUACCGUGUCGCCAAGUUCUACGAGCAGCGCAUUCCGAGUCGGCUGAACUCAGACGAGAAGCCUACUACCGUAGCUGUGCUUGGCCCCUCCAACUUCGACUACCUUGUCACUAUGCUGGCCUUGACUAAACUUGGUCACACAACGCUAUUCUUAUCAACAAGAAUCUCUCAGGAAGCCAUUGAAUCUCUUAUUAGUGUCACUGGCGCUAAGUACCUCAUAGCCGACAAGAGGUACCUGGAGACUGCUGAGAGUGCGAAGGAGAAUCUAUCUUAUCUUGAUGUCUUUGAGAUUGCAAACCAGUCGACUUACGACUUCCCAAUUGAGGUCCAUGCUGACACUCAAUUGGACUACGGUCGUGAUCCCUUGGUGGAGACAAACAACUUAAUUUAUAUUAUCCAUUCUAGUGGAUCAACUGGUCUACCUAAGCCAAUCUACCAGCCCCAAAAGUCUGCGAUAGCCAACUACUCCAGUAGCAUGGAUAUGAAGGCUUUCAUUACUUUGCCUUUGUACCAUAACCAUGGUAUCUGCAAUCUGUACCGGGCUGUCUACUCCGGAAAGCCCAUUCACUUGUACAACGCAGACCUGCCCUUGACUCGCGAGCAUCUCACCAGUAUCAUGCGCAAACACAACUUUGAAAUCUUUUACGGCGUGCCAUAUGCUCUGAAGCUCCUUGCUGAGACAGACGAAGGCAUGGCUCUCCUGCGUCAGCUCAAGAUUGUCAUGUACGGCGGCUCAGCCUGCCCCGACGAUCUUGGAAACGCCUUGGUUGACAACGGAGUCAACCUGGUCGGCCAUUACGGAGCGACCGAAGUUGGACAGCUGAUGACAUCGUUCCGCCCGGCUGACGACAAGGCAUGGAACUACGUCCGAGUUCACGACAAGUUGGAGCCGUACCUCAAGUGGAUUCCCCGCGGCCCGAAUUUGUUCGAAUGCUGUGUCCUACCAGGGUGGCCGUCUAAGGUUGCUACGAACCAGGAUGAUGGAUCCUACUGCACCAAGGAUCUUUUUGAGCCCCAUCCCACCAUCCCUAAAGCAUGGAAGUACAUCGCCAGACUAGACGACACGAUUGCGCUCGUCAACGGCGAGAAGUUCAACCCUGUUCACAUGGAGGGAACCAUCCGCUCUAGCAAAAACAUCACCGAGUGUGUUAUUUUUGGUGUUGGCCGUCCAUCACUGGGUGCGCUUAUUGUCCCAGCCGCGAGUCUCGCUGGCAAGACAGAGGAAGAGAUUCUCGAGGCCGUGUGGCCUGUCGUUGAAAGCGCAAGCCGCAAUGUGGAGGCGUAUGCUCGUGUCUCCAAGAACAUGAUCAAGCUACUUCCAUACGACUGUGCCUACCCGAGAACUGACAAGGGUAGUGUCAUCCGUCAGGCUUUCUACAAGAGAUACGCCCAGGAAAUCGACGAGGUCUAUGACAAGGCAGACGCUGGCAGCGGCGACCUGAAGAAGCUUUCACUUCCGGAGCUGAAAGACUUCAUCCGCCAGGGCAUUAUCCAGACUCUUUCCAAGAAGGUUCAGUUGGAUGACGACACGGAUUUCUUCACUCUCGGCCUUGAUUCUUUGCAAGCCAUCCAAAUGCGGUCCGAUAUUCUCAGGACUAUUGACAUUGGUGGCAACAAGCUUGGCCAGACAGUUGUCUUUGACCAUCCUUCAAUCAACAAGCUCAGCACUUAUCUCUACAGUCUCGGAUCUGGCGAGGGCGUACAGACCGACGUUUCUAUUGAGAGCGAGAUACGUGAUCUGAUUGAGAAGUACGACACAUUUGCGUCUGCAGAGUCUGCGCCCAGAUCUGCCAUUGCCGUAACCGGUGCCACUGGCUCUCUUGGUGCUCAUGUCGUCGCCAAGCUUGCCGCCGAUCCGACUGUGAAGACCAUCUACUGCUUUACCCGCGCUACCUCGGAUGCUGAUGCCGCCCGCCGUGUCAAGAGCUCUCUUAUCCAACGUCGCAUCUAUCACGCACUUGCAGCCCCCUUCCGUAGAAAGCUCGUAGCUUUGGCAACUGAUCUUGCGGACCCCAAGCUGGGCCUCUCUGAGACGACCUAUGGCCAGGUAAAGCAAGACUUACGCACCGUGAUCCACUGUGCUUGGUCCGUCAACUUCAACAUGAGGCUUUCCAGUUUUGAGAAGGGCAACAUCGCUGGCGUUAACCAUCUCAUUGCGCUUUGCAAGGCCGCCGGCAACGACACUCCAGCGACUGCGUCCUUCAACUUCUGCUCCUCUGUCAGCACGGUCGCUCGCGCCACGACUAUUCCUGUUCCCGAGUCCGUUCCGGAUCUCGAGUGGGCCCAGGGUAUGGGAUACGCCCAGUCGAAGUGCGUUGCGGAGCACCUCUGCGCUCGCGCGUCCGAGAAGUCGGGUGUGAAGGCUCGUGUCUUGCGCAUCGGGCAGAUUGUCGCGGAUACCCAGAACGGUGUUUGGAACGCGACAGAAGCAGUGCCGAUGAUGCUGCAGACUGCUAUCACUGUCGGUGCACUCCCCAAGCUCCAGGAGACGCCAUCAUGGUUACCGGUCGACACCGUUGCGCAGGCGGUCAUCGACAUUUCUACCUCUGACGCGGGCGGUGUUUUCACCAAUGUCGCAAACCCCAAGAUGUUCAACUGGACCAACGACUUGCUUCCCGCUUUGAAGGCUGCUGGGUUGGAUUUCGAAGAAGUCGAGCCCAAGGAGUGGAUUCGCCGUCUCCGUGCGUCAAACCCUGACCCGGUAGCCAACCCACCCAUCAAGCUUGUCGACUUCUUCGCCUCCAAGUACGACAAGGAUGAAUUUGCGCCGUCAAAGACAUAUGUCACUAGCACGGCAUGCUCUUUGUCUCCGGCGCUUGCUGAAGCGCCUGUGCUUGAUCAGCAGCUUGUUAACAACUUUGUCAAGUACUUCAAAGCGAACCACUGGAUCCAGAAACAGAACACUUCCUCCAAGACCGUCAUCUUGGUUGCUGGACCCUGUGGCAGUGGCAAGUCUACACUAGCUACAUCCCUGGCCUCCUCACUCAAGGUCCCUUUCAUUGAGGGAGACUCACUGCACUCUAAAGCUGCAGUUGAGAAGAUGGGCGGGAGCCUGGCUCUUACCGACGAAGACCGCGCCUUGUGGUUAAACCGCAUUGGUAGACGGGCCGUUGAGGCUCUCGAAGACUUGGGCUACGACUCCGUCGUUGUAAGCUGCUCGGCCCUGAGGAAGACCUACCGGGAUGCUCUUAGAGAAAUCGUUUCUAAGCAUGAGGGUACUAACAUCAUUUUCUUUGACCUCCAAUGUGAGGCCGAGACAUUAAUCAAGAGACUAAAUGAGAGGAAGGGACACUACAUGCUUUCAAGCAUGGUUGAGAGCCAGGUUGGUGCGUAUGAACCCGCUGGUCUCGACGAAUUGGAUGUAUUGCCAAUUGAGGGCGAAGGUAAACCAGAGGAAGUCUUUGAGGAGGCCAGAUGGCUUCUUGAACAGAUCGGAUUGCAAUAA
Messenger RNA from Colletotrichum truncatum, 3693 nucleotides. RefSeq names its product nrps-like protein. Gene Ontology annotation, biological process: carbohydrate metabolic process. Gene Ontology annotation, molecular function: phosphopantetheine binding; kinase activity. The record is from RefSeq and is a predicted model, not a curated record. Lineage: Eukaryota; Fungi; Ascomycota; Sordariomycetes; Glomerellales; Glomerellaceae.